Messenger RNA from Drosophila grimshawi, 4278 nucleotides. Its product is annotated as RNA polymerase II-associated protein 1. The record is from RefSeq and is a predicted model, not a curated record. Gene Ontology annotation, cellular component: nucleus. Bases 48 to 3671 code for a protein of 1207 amino acids. NCBI's taxonomy places the organism in Eukaryota, Metazoa, Arthropoda, Insecta, Diptera, Drosophilidae. Gene Ontology annotation, biological process: transcription by RNA polymerase II. The transcript has 15 exons.
UGGCGUUCGGCAUUUGAUUUGUGGUUUGUCUAAAUAACAAUACCAAAAUGAUGAAAAAACUUAAACCUGGCGAAAGUGAAGAGGAUGUGCUGCGUAUGGCAGCCGAAUUUAAUGCAGAGCGUCAGAAAAAUCGCAAUUUUCAGCCAGCUGCCACAGUUGUACGCAUGGACAAACCUCCAGCAAAAUCAUUGUUUGCACAGAAGCGAGAGCAGAAUAGACUUAAAGGUUCCUUGAUUGUUGAUAAAGAAACUGCAAAGAAGGCAAUACCCAAUGCUGAUAAUGUUGAAAAUGGGGCUAAUUUGAGAAACAACCAAGUUUUGCUCGAUGAAAUCCACGAAAAUAUGUUGGGCGAUGUGCGGGGAAGCAAAAUAAAUCAGAAUCUGAUAAACAAUGUGGUAGGUGAAAUCGUGGAAAGGACAGAUGGAAGAGUGCAAGGACACAUCUCAAGGAAUCAGCAGCGAAAUGAACACAAAACCAACAAGUCAAGUAUAUUUGCGCAAAAAUUCAAAGCAUCUAAUGUGAGCUGCAAUCAAAUGGAUACGGAUGAUAAUAAGAUUGCUAUGGAGCAAUCCGGAACCAGCGUUGUGAUUCAAGACGAAAAUCUAUCGAAGGAAAUCCAUGCUGAAAAUGCGUCUAUACUGAAACAAAUGAGGAAAGAAGACAUCCUGGCGGAGCGUCAGAAUCUGCUAAGCUCCUUGGAUCCCGCUCUGAUUGAGCUGCUCACCAAAAAGCGUGAAAGCAAAAAGGUUACGCCCAAGCCAAAGGAUAAUGCAACUAAUCCCAGCGAGCCUCAACUUUUACCCCCAACAACAACUUUGUCCGACUCGAAUCCCGCCCACGAGCUGCUGCAGCAGAGCGAUGAGGGCAACUGGCUGAAUUUCAAUUUGGUUGAGGAUCAUAAAUUGGCCUGGAUGAGGGAUAUACCCGCCCAGAUGUCACAGCUGAAGCCAGGACAUCAGUUCAAUGCACGCUUCGAUUGGAAGGGUGUGCUCUUGCCACAUACGCUGCAGGAGCUGCCACAAAGCGUGGAUGAGCGGGAAUUGUAUUUGCAUGGCGAGGAGCCCGAUCGUCCAGGAUAUACGCUACAGGAGCUGUUUCGCCUAGCGCGUUCGACGGUGUUGCAGCAGCGCAUCUCAGCAUUUGGAGCGAUUGCUGGCAUUUUCAGUAUAUACAAUCAGGGCUUCUACGAUCAGGUGCUCACGUUGCCCAUUUCCAAGAUAUUCUUUCUGCUGCGUUUUGGGCUGGACGACAACGCGCCGGCACAGCUUGAAGUUGUAAGCAGAGCAUUGGCUCGGCUCUGCUACAACGAGACGGACGAAGUACUCCUCGACCAUGUCCAUGAGAAUGCCUAUUGCCAAUGGCAGCCAACGCUGCAGGUGCUCACAGAUGGCGAUGAUUCCAACGAUGCCACAUCGGUUGCCUUUCUGCAGCGUUACAUGAAGUUGUUGCGCACGAAUCCGAAAGCUGUCAGCGCUGAUUUUGAUGAGGAUCAGGAAAAUAGCGAUAGCAAGAUGUCCAUGGAUGACUUUCAGCUGGCCGAAACCGAUCUGAUUAAUUGCCUGCUCCGAUCGAAUAUCUUGCAACGUAUCAAUUUUAUAUUGAGCUCUGUGCGUCCUGAGAACAGCACAGUCGAGUCCUGUUUGAAGCUGCUUAUACGCAUAGCACGCACAAAUGUGAAUGUUGCUAAACAAUUGUCUCAGGAAAGAGAACUUAUGAAUGUGAUUUUGACUAACUUUAUGUGCAAAAUACCGCAGGAUACAGCUGGCAACAGCUCGACACAGACUUCAUUCUACGGUCAUCCUCAGCAUCUGUGCCUUAAGUUGAUGCGUGUGUUGAUCUGUCAGCAUUUGGAAAUAGCUCAACAGCUGGCAAAUGAAGCAUUCAUUGAACGGUUGAAAUACUUUUUAUUCUAUCGUGAUGAUAUGAAGGGCAAAAUAAUACGGGUACAGAUUGAAGCGUUGCGCAUUCUCCGCUGCCUGCUGCUGCUAGGAAUCGCGGAUCGGGAAUUGUUCAAACAAUUCCUGCCUGCAAUGCGACAACUGCUUGAUUGGCACUAUACUCAUUGCGUUUUCGAUGUGGGCGGUCCGGCGCUUAUACGCCAGCACGCAGCUGCCGUACUCUCUGCGAUUGUGGCAAGCGGCGAGUGUGGCGUAUGUGAUUUGGAGGCGCAGCAACUAUUGCUCGAACCAUUGCAUAACUGUUGCUGCAGUUGGCUGCACAAGGCGACACGUGCUGCAAGCCUGAAGGAUUACACACAGUUGACACUCUUGAGCACAUCAAUCUACGCCGUGGAUUGGUUCUCACGGCAUGGCUAUCUGGGCACCGCAUCCUUUCAACAGUGCCUGAUCAAGAUUUUGCCUGAAUUUGUAUGCUCCGCUGGGUUCAUUGCAUGCGUUGAGCAGUUGAAACGGAGCUCUAUAAUUUUGCGCCACUUUACGGACCGGCGCAAUGUGCAUGCACCGCUCCCAAAUGUGGGAGCUGUCUUGAUGAACGACUAUGGGCCGCAGCUAAUCGUUAGCGAUACGUAUCCCGUGCAUUUAUUGAGUAAUCUCUGGGCACUGCUCGAACCACCAAUGGAGAAUGAUCUGAAGCCACUGUUUAAGGCUCUGCUGCAGCCGGCGGUGCUGGAACCCUUAGCUGAAUACCUCAGGCAGUUGAGCACUCGUCUAAAUCGAGUGUUGGCCAGUAAUUUCUUUGCACGCAGCGAACUGAAGUUUGUUCAUCAGCUGCUGACCACCGAUGGCUUGGAAACCUAUUUGACACGCACCCAGCUGCUGCAACUCGUCUAUAAUUAUCUGUGCUGUCUGACCACCGCACAGGCCAAGCAAAUGAAAAGCAUAUUCGAUCGGCAUAUAUUUAGUGGCAAGUAUGUUGAUCUGGAUGCAAAAUCUUUGGAGUUGCUGCAACAAACCUGCAUGGAAAUUGUCUACUCCCAUUUUAUAGCCGACAACAAGGAUCCCACCUUGACACUUUGUUACACUCAGGCGCCAGUUCUUAUGGCAGAUUGGCCUUACUUUGAGCUACGCGUUAUACUCAACAGCUAUUUGCAAAAUGUGCAGCAAACGCCUGCGGUAAUAUAUUCAGAGAAUCAAGUGGUGCGCAUGACAUUCACCUUUGUGCAGCAGCUGGAGCAGCAGGGACUACAAAUUGUUAGCCCAAUUGAAAAGUUAAUGUAUCUGAUGAUUGCUUUUAUGGGUCCCGAUAGUCAGUUUCUGGAGCCAGAGCUACAUAAACUGCUCCAUGCUCAACUGCUCGAUUUCUACACGCAGAAUUUAACGUACAAUUUCGACUUUGAGGCCACGUUCGAGGAUAAGGCCAACUUUGAGCCGCUCUACUAUCUGUUUGUGAAUCACUUCGAGGCAGCCAGCUAUGGAGAUGAGCUGUUCAGCUCACUUGUGCUGCUCCCACUGGCUCAGAAAUAUGAUAAUAAGUGGCGUCGUCGCAUCUGGUCUGAGCACGUGCAGGCAGUGCGCUUUUUAAACUGUGACGAGAAAUUGUUGAUUGGUGGCUUGGACGCCUAUCUACAACCGAUUGAGGAUGAGCCGUCGCUGGUUAAACUCUAUGGAGAUGCACUGCAGCGACAGCUGGUGCGUCCUGGCAGCAUUGCCUAUACAAUUGCCAGGCAUCAUUUCAACAACUCGCAAGCAGUACAAAAAACCAAAUUAUUUUAAUGUAACUUUAAGAAACGUCUCCUGGGGCUAACUUUGUUGCCGUGAUAUAGCCAGAAAGGCCAAGGGCAUGCUACAACAGAGAUAACAUGGAUUAUAAACACGCACUUAAUGUUUUAUGCAGUCCAGGGCCUUGGGUUCAUAUUCAAUUACAUGCUUGAGUGGAAUUAAUGCAUUAUUGUUUAAGAGCCGAGUUGUACGUGGAGAUAUAUGUUUGUAUAUAUCUGUAUAUACAUAUACACAUUGAUGUCAGUUUUAAUUGGUUGCGCCUCAACUGUUAACUGUUUGUAGCAGGUUGCCUGCCGCAGACAAUAUCCAGUAUCACCCUCAAUUAAUUAACAUCACUUGACUUAUUGACAAACGCCAACUGGCGUACAUGAACAACGACUACUGAUAAAAAUAUAUAUGUAAUUAUAAUGAACGCAAUUCAAAGGCCACCAGCUAAUUAAAUUAUAUGUCAUACGUUUGUAUUUGGAAUGUGUGCUCACCCACAGACCCACCAACCCAGCGACCCACUUACCCAACGACUCACAGUCAAAUGCGAAGUCAAAAGAUCUGUGGAGUGGCAUGUAGUGUUUGAGUAAUAUGUGCAUUAAAUGAUUUACGUUAA